Yamadazyma jaroonii is the source of this 1284-nucleotide messenger RNA. Lineage: Eukaryota; Fungi; Ascomycota; Pichiomycetes; Serinales; Debaryomycetaceae. The record is from the annotation of a GenBank genome assembly.
AUGAAACGAUACCAACUCAUAGGGAGGAAGAAAGCUUUGAGUAAAAGAGCUACUCCAGAUUAUGGUAAAUACCAUCUUCAUUCCUUACCCUAUGAGAUCCUAUGUCAAAUAUUUUCAAAUUUAUCGAACGAUUUACCCCAGUUGGUCAGAACCUCCAUGAUUUGUGUGAAAUUCAAUAAUAUUAUCAAUAAGAACUUUCUUUAUAAACUGAUUAAAUUCACUACCAUUGAUAAGUUCAUGAAGUUUAGUGAAGUCCAUAUACCUCGAAGAUUUGGUUCAAUAGAUACCUCAACACAAGUCAAUUAUAUUCAAUGCAUGGAGAUCAAGAACCCUCCUUCAAAGAGUUCUAAGAAUCAUGAAACUAAAAUUGCUGGCAGUUAUAAGUUAAGUGAUGAUAACACACAACAGGUGGUAUUUAACGAUUUCAUCAAGAACUUUAAAACAGUCAUUCAGAAUGAUUAUAAUCUUAAGAUCUUGGUGAUAUCAGAAAUCUCACCACAAUUUGAAUUCGAUAGUCUAAGUUUCUUCAAACGUAAGAGCAACAGAAGAAGUUUAGGGAAAUUGGUACUUAAGGCACAAACUGGAUGGUCAAUAUUGUUUAAAGUCAAUCACUUAUCGGCAAUUCUAGAAGUAUUUAAUGAUAUUCAUGAAGUAGAAUUAUGUAAUUUCAUCAUUGAUGAAACCAAGCUUCAGAAAAUUGGUGAUAUCCCUUCAACCUCUAUUGAUAAGAUCAUUUUCAAUUCAUGUUCUUACAUUAACAGACCAAGCAAGAGAACUUUAUGUAAGAUAUUCCAAUCCACCAGUUCAUUAUCGUUAAUACAGUUGAAGAACAGUAAUGACUUAUCAUUGAUUGAUUUCAUUAAAUUCAACGAAAAUCUUUCAUCCUUAUCGAUAGAUAUGAGUUCUAGGAUCUUCUAUACCGUCAAUGAGGAUGGUAAUAAUGAUCCAUCUUUCAAUUAUAAAUCGUUCAAUCCAUUUUUCAAAUUAAUAUGUCUGUCUAAGAGUUAUAAUUUGAAACAUUUGACACUCGAAAAUUUCGAUUUGAUCCAUGAAUGUAAUCAUCAAUCGCUCCUUGCUAGAAAUAAUCUUCUUGAAUUGUUAGAGAUUGUAUCGCCUUUACCAACCAUGGUAAAGAUUAAGCAAAAAUCACAAACUUGCACAAAAUGUGGAUUCCUGAAAACUGAACAUUUGAAUAAAGAUUGGUCGAGUUUCUUGAAAUCCAUACAUUUCAGAGACUUCACGAUAUCUGAUAGCCAUAGAGUUAUCUAUCACAUUAAACAAUAG